Molecule: messenger RNA, 1781 nt
Organism: Oryza sativa Japonica Group (Japanese rice)
Lineage: Eukaryota; Viridiplantae; Streptophyta; Magnoliopsida; Poales; Poaceae
Source: RefSeq, a predicted model, not a curated record
AUAGAUGAGAUGAGAUAGAGAAGAGAGAUAGAGAGAGAGGCAGGCUGGUAGAACGGGUCACCUCACCACCUUCGCCUCCGCCUCCUCCUUCGCCUCCGUCUCCACCUCUCCUCUCCUCUUCCUCUUCUUCCUCCUCCUGGGGCCUAGCCGCCUAGGGGGGUUGUGGCCUGCGACUGCGACUUCUUCCUCUGCCUUCUGCUCUCUGCCUCUGAGUAUAUGGAAUAUGGUGUGUGCGUGAAGAGAAAUUAAGUGAGGGAGGGGAAAGCGAGCGAACAGGGCAACAAUGGGGCAAAUGGACGGCGGCGACGGCGGCGGCGGCGGCCACCCCUACCACUACCAGGCUCUCCUGGCCGCCGUCCACCAGCAGACCGUCCCCUUUCCCAAUCCCUUCCCCGCCCCCUCCUCCGGAGCCGAGCCCCCCCACCCGCACAACCACAACCACAACCACAAUCACAACCACAAUAUUCACAAUUCUCACAAUCACAACCACAAUCACAAUGCUGCUCCUCACCCUUGUCACACUCCCACUCCCACUCCCACUCCCAGAGGUUUCGCCGACUGGAGCGCCUCCACCAGCGCCUUCACCUCCCUUGCCGCGCACUCUUCUACUGCCCCCAGCAAUGCCGUUCACUACAGCUUCUCCCCCUGCUAUGCCUUCUGGACACAUUACAUGCUCAACAAGAACGCCUACCCCACCUCCUUCCCUGCGCCACACGACGACCACCUGCGCCUUGCCAACAACAAUCAUCCUAGAGACGCACCAGGUCCUGCAUCCAGCUACGGGGUCGAGUCUUUUACUUCACCGUCCAUGGCACCGAAUAUUUGCACCCACAUGCCUCCCAUAGAAGGACCCAUAUCUGCCAAGGAAGAUAAGAAACCAGAGAUUUUGCCUAGAGUGGUUAAGAGCAGUGAUGAAUUGGAAACCAGAAACAGCAAUGUUGAAUUUCACUCUGAGACAGUUGGUACUCUCCCUGAGUCGAAGCAAGGCCAUGACAGUCGUGCUACUAAACUACUCAACUCGGGAGAAUACCAAGUCAUUCUGCGCAAGGAGCUGACAAAGAGUGAUGUUGGAAAUGUUGGAAGAAUUGUGCUACCCAAGAAGGAUGCAGAGGCUAGUCUUCCACCUUUGUUGCAAAGGGAUCCUUUGAUACUGCACAUGGACGACAUGGUGCUCCCAGUGACAUGGAAGUUUAAGUACAGGUACUGGCCAAAUAACAAAAGCAGAAUGUACAUUCUGGAUUCUGCAGGUGAAUUUCUGAAGACACAUGGUCUUCAGGCUGGGGAUGUCAUCAUUAUCUACAAAAACUUGGCUCCUGGCAAAUUUAUUAUCCGAGGAGAGAAGGCCAUUCAUCAGCAGACAACAAAUCCCUAGAUGCAUUUGGGGUUAAUUGCAACAGUGUUAGUUGAUGCAUUUGAAGGGAAGGACGUGGACUUACCAUAAGUUGGCAAUCCAGGAGAAGUUGAAAGUGUCAUCGAUUUUUAUAUCACUGGUGGCCACCAUCACAUGGACAAAGAUUAAAGCGCAUGCAGCUUGGACCUGUUUAACUCUGAAUGAAUGAGGACGAAAAAAAGACAAGAUUGGUAGAGUAUUGGAAGUGUUGGCAAUGGGCUUCUACAGCUUAUCUUGGGUUGAGAAAAGCACUUGUCAGUUUAUUUAAUUCAGUUAUGUUGGGGAGCUUGACUUGUAGUUUUCAGAACAAUAUAUUUGCAGCUUCUGUAAAUAUUUUUGGAUCUAUAAGAUAAAAGAGAGUGGUGUGUGAUUUUGCUUUUGAUGUCAUCCA